GAGUGGGAGGUGAAGAGGAGGAGAAAGUGGGAAAAAGAAGUGGAGAUGGAAAAGGAAUAGAGAAGGAGGAAGAGGUGGCCGAGAAAGGGGAGGAAGGAUUGGGAGAGACUGGGAGUGCAGGGAUGGAAAAGGAGGUGAAGGUGGACGAGGAUGAAGGGAAGGGAGAUAUUCCAGGGCAAAAGAGGAAAAACAAGAAGAAAAAGCCAAAGGGGGAAACAAAAGAGACAAAGAGUGAAGAGGAGGAAACCCCAGGGAAAACUGGGAAAAGGAAAUCUAAGGAAGGAGAAGAAACAAAAGAGGAAGAAAAGAACAAUAAAAAGACUAAAAAACAGAAGGAAGAAGAAAAAGAAGCAGAAAACAAAUGGAAAUGGUGGGAAGAGGAGAAGAAGGAAGAUGGAGUCAAAUGGAUGCAGCUGGAGCACCGAGGGCCCUACUUUGUGCCCCCCUACGAGCCCCUGCCCGAGGAUGUGCAGUUUUAUUACGAUGGAAAACCCUUGAAGCUGAGCCUGGCCACGGAGGAAAUCGCCACCUUUUAUGCCAAAAUGUUGAAUCAUGAGUACACCACCAAGGAGAUCUUCCAGAACAACUUCUUCCAUGACUGGAGGAAGGAAAUGACCUCAGAGGAGCAAGAGAUAAUCAAGGAACUGGACAAAUGUGACUUCGGAGAGAUCCACAGAUAUUUUGUGGAGAAAAAUGAGGCUCGGAAAGGGCUUCCCAAGGAGGAGAAGCAGAAGCUGAAGGAGGAAGCGGAUAAGAUCCAGGAGGAAUAUGGAUACUGCAUUCUGGAUGGACACCGGGAGAAGAUUGGCAACUUCAAAACUGAACCUCCAGGGCUCUUCCGUGGCCGUGGGGAGCACCCCAAAAUGGGGAUGCUGAAGAAGAGGAUCAUGCCAGAAGAUGUCAUCAUCAACUGCAGCAAGGAUUCCAAGAUUCCCGAACCUCCAGAAGGUCACAAGUGGAAAGAGGUGCGCUUUGACAACACGGUCACCUGGCUGGCCUCGUGGACAGAGAACAUCCAGAACACCUUGAAGUACAUCAUGCUGAAUCCCAGCUCCAAGCUGAAGGGGGAGAAGGACUGGGAGAAAUACGAGGUAGCUCGGCGCCUAAAAGAUGUUGUCCACACAAUCCGGGCUCAGUACAGGAAAGACUGGAAAUCCAAGGAGAUAAAGAAGCGGCAAAGAGCAGUGGCCCUCUACUUCAUUGAUAAGCUGGCCCUGCGAGCUGGGAAUGAGAAGGAGGAAGGGGAGACUGCGGACACGGUCGGCUGCUGCUCCCUGCGCGUGGAGCACAUCCAGCUGCACCCCCAGCUGGAUGGGCAGGAGCACGUGGUGGAGUUCGACUUCCUCGGGAAAGACUCCAUCCGUUACUACAACAAAGUGUCUGUGGAGAAGCCGGUGUUCAAGAACCUGCAGCUGUUCAUGAAGAACAAGGACCCCACCGAGGACCUCUUUGACCACCUCAGUACCACCUUCCUGAACAAACACCUCCAGCGCCUCAUGGAUGGUUUGACGGCCAAAGUCUUCAGGACCUACAACGCUUCCAUCACCCUGCAGGAGCAGCUCAAGGCCCUCACCAACCCUGAAGACAACAUUGCAGGAAAGCUCCUGUCCUACAACCGAGCCAACAGGGCCGUGGCCAUCCUGUGCAACCAUCAGAGGUCUAUACCAAAAACCUUUGCCAAGUCCAUGCAAGUCCUCCAGGAAAAGAUCGAUGCCAAGAAGAAACAAGUGGAGGAAGCCCAGGAAGAAGUGAAAAAAGCUGAAGAUGAGUUUAAAGACACAAAAGAUGCCAAAGCAGAACUCAAUGUGGAGAAGAAGAAGAAGCUGUUGAAGAGGCUGGAGGAGCAAUUGGCCAAGAUGAACAUCCAGGCCACGGACAAGGAAGAGAACAAGCAAAUAGCCCUGGGCACAUCCAAGCUGAAUUAUCUGGAUCCCAGGAUUACCGUGGCUUGGUGCAAGAAGUUUGGGAUUCCCAUCGAGAGGAUCUACAACAAGACCCAGAGGGAGAAGUUUGCCUGGGCCAUCGACAUGGCUGGCGAGGACUUUGAAUUCUGAGCCGGAGCUUUCCACGUUAAAUCCCAAAUCCUGCUCAUUUGGUGCUGUUGGGAAGCUUUUUUGUUUUUUUUUUAAUUUGCUGGUGGCUGAGGGU
This is a messenger RNA of Taeniopygia guttata (zebra finch), 2148 nucleotides long. It is a transcript of the gene TOP1MT, whose product is annotated as DNA topoisomerase I mitochondrial. NCBI's taxonomy places the organism in Eukaryota, Metazoa, Chordata, Aves, Passeriformes, Estrildidae. Gene Ontology annotation, molecular function: DNA binding; DNA topoisomerase type I (single strand cut, ATP-independent) activity. Gene Ontology annotation, cellular component: mitochondrial nucleoid; chromosome. Gene Ontology annotation, biological process: DNA replication; DNA topological change. The record is from RefSeq and is a predicted model, not a curated record.